AUGCUUGCGAAUCUCCUCUUGAUUACGCCUGUGUUCUACAGUCUGUUGAUGUUCCGCACCAGCAAGGCUAUUUUCGGUUCCUUGUCCAAGCGGGUCACGGUUGACCUCAUAAUGCACUACGACAUGUUGUGGCGAGUGGUCAUCGACAUGGUUGAUCAGGUUGACAUGUUCUACUAUGCACGCUUAGCUGAAUGGGUGGGGAAGGAGGCGCUGGAGAAGCAUCGACCGUCACUGGUUCUUAUCCAAACAGUGGUGCCAUUCCUCCUGUUUUUCUCCAUGGUCCUACAGGCGCAGGCAUUUCCUGGUGUAGUAACAGACAAGUGGCCGAUCCCGGUUGAAGCCUCCGCCACAUUGCCCCAGGCAUGCUCAGAGCCACGCGAGGAGCCCUCCAGGAGUGACGCUCAGAUGCAGGCCGUUUCCAAUGCACAAAGGUAUGCACUGCAGCCACAAGCUCCGUUGUCUCAGUUGCAAGCUGCGGCAGCUUCCUCGGCGCCUUCUUCGGUGCCGCCACGGCGCGCAGAGGAUUGGCAAUCAGAGACCUCUGGUGCAAGACAGGCGGUCACCUUUGCCGCAGACCUCCGCGGUGGAAUGCCGAGCUCGGGCGACACCUUCAGCGACAGGCAAAGCUCGGGCUCGGGAAUCAUGCUUCGAAAGAGCACGGGGUUUGGACCCGGACGGGAGCGAGCCUGGCUGGAGCGACAUGAGAGGGCCCGCAGGCGGCGAUUGCAGGCCAUUAUAAAUCUCAUCCAGCGCCAGAAUGUCAUCAUCGCUCGAAAGCGGUCGGCCAUUGCGUCGAUCUUCCUGAUCGACAUCCCAUUUCUAACUAUACGAGUUUGGCUGUGGGCAUUGCUGCAGCAUACCUACUUCCCCGGCUUGGGAGUGAAGAAUGGGCUCUGCAUUGUGCUCAACGUCAUGCAGUACACACUGGUCGCCCUGGCAAGUAAAGAAUCCUUCAAGAGGAUCAAGCGGGAGCUAGCAGAGUACCUCUGCAGGUUUCAAGGGUCUGCUUUGAAGGAAGAGGAAGAGGAGGAGGAGGAGAUCGGGCAUGACUCGCCGGAUCACAAUGCUCUUGACGAAGGUGAGGUCAUGUCGCCACAGGAGCCUGGCACGCCCGACAAGCAGGCUGCGAAGGACUUGCCGGAAGUCCUGCAGACUUCCACAUCUCAGGCUGAGAUGAAGCGAGCACUCCGGCGUGUGGGUCGGGAGAGCACGCGCAGUGUCGGCGCAUGUGUCUACAUCUGUGCCCUCACAAUGGCACUCGUUCUGGGCUUCGUCAUCGCGCAAGGCGAGACUGUUAUCGAGACGUUCGUGGCGUGGGCGAAGGAAGCGACAGCUGUCGAGUAG
Molecule: messenger RNA, 1344 nt
Organism: Symbiodinium necroappetens
Lineage: Eukaryota; Dinophyceae; Suessiales; Symbiodiniaceae
Source: the annotation of a GenBank genome assembly